AUGGCCUCGACCAAGGUCUACUCAUACUUGGACGAUGAUAGUACACCAUUCCUGACCAGCGUACCAGUCUCGGCGGAUCAGAUUACACUUGGCGACUUCAAAAAAGCCAUGCCCAAGCGAAAUCUGACGUAUUCGCAAAAAGUUUUUGACGAAAGUGUGAAAAAGUAAGGGAGAUUUAAGUUUUCUUUAUUAUGAUGUUUUUUUUCAAGUCCUUGGGUAUCUUUAAAUGUAUAUUACAUUGGUAUUGAACUAUUUAAACUUUUUUUAAUAAGAAAUCGUUUUAGACAUGUCAAACGAACGCUGCACGACGAUUCAGAGCCUCUUCAGACAAAUGAAAAUGGUGUAAUUGAGUUGUUCUUAACUUCAAAUGGGCCAUUGGCACCAGUCAAGAAUGGUAGACGUUAUAAUAAUCUUCCUCCUCAUCUAGCUGCUUAUGGGGUAAGUAAAGUUUUUUUUAGUUGAUUUUGACGUUUAGGUCGGGGAUUUGGAUGUUUGUGGCGGUCAACGGGUAUCAAUGGUAACCGCUGAACCCUCUAUAUCUGGUGCUGGGAGUUAUUUAAGCAGUAAGUUAUUUAAACUAGCUUAUUUAGCGAUUAAACUGUUAGUCUUAUAGGUAUUCAUACCUAAAUUUAAUAGAAUUUUAAUUUUUUCCAGAUAAAACUAAAAUAACUUGAAUUUAGAGCGAGCUGGUGAACAGUUAGCAAGUAUAGACAAUACCUCAGCUUCCGAAGACCCAUACGUGUUUGAGCAGAGCAGUUGUGCAGAUCAGUCCUCAGAUUAUCUACGAGUAAUGAAUACAGCAGAUUAUACUCGCAGGCGGAAGAAACGUGAACGCUAUAGGAAGCCAUAUGUUCCCAGUACAAUAUCCUCGGCAUCUGGAAUGUCCUCAGUACCUCAGGUGACCGAAAUCAUGCUCGACAUGAGGGAACAUCCACUUGGAAUUGAUAUUGGCAUGUGUGAUGGAGCUGUUCUGAUUACUACGAUUGCCAAGAGUAAGAUAUUUGUUUUUUUGUUUGAAAUUUUGGGUAAUGCGGAAUAUAAGAAUGCUGAAGCAGAAGUAAUAGGUGUUUACUUUUUUUAUAGCUUGUGUAUGUAUGGUAACCUUUAUUUCAUUUUAGACAGUGCAGCAGACCGAUGUGGAGCUCUAGGUGUUGGAGAUCAGAUAGUUCAGGUUGAUAACACAUCUUUUGAAGAAUUGACAGAUGAACAAGUAGUCAGUUUAUUAAGGAAGGUAUCUAAUCAAAAACGAAUGGUUCGGAUUGUCGUAGCGCGAUACAAACGAGAUUCAGAUCAACGUUCCGAUGCGUUGAGUGCUUUGUGUGAAACUGCCGAAAUUGAUGUGUCUUUGUGGGUUGAGGCGACAAAGUAAGUCUUAAGUAUAUAAAAAUAUGUUAUAAAAGAAUAUUUAUAAUUUUUUAGAAGUUCCAUUUUUGCUGCUUAAACCAUAAACCUAAAUUUCAGACAAGCAGGACAAGAUUUACCCUUCGAUGAUUACCAUCCAAAUCCAAAUGCUUCAGCUCAUGUUAAUGAAGCGGCAGACGAGACGUCAGAUGAAGAGAGGGCGGCAUACGAUGAUCGAAGGAAUGGUAUUGGAGCUCAUUUUGUACCUCAAGUAAAACUAAUGCGAGCGAUACAACAACGAGAUAUCAACGGAGUUAACGGACAGCCACAAGACUUGCCUAAUGAUGAAAACGGUAAUUUAAUUUUUUGAGUUUAAUUUUAUAUUUAACGUGACAAAAAUUUAAAAUUACUAGAUAAGGACUAUUACACUAUAAAAAAUACUUACGUACGAUCAUGGAAUAUAUUUUUAAAAUUUCAGAACGACAAAUUCGUUUAUCGUCCUCAGACCCAAUGGAGAUAAUAAUAAGGCAAAUGGCUCGGCUGGAUAGUGGACUAAAAGUAAAGGACCGAAAAUGGCUCAAGAUUCCAAUUCCAAUGUCUUUUAUUGGUCACGAACUGGUAAACUGGCUUCUGGAGAACGUGGAUGGUUUAGACAAUCGAAAACAGGCCAGGAACUUUGCCAAACAGCUACUAGAGAAAGGGUUUAUAAAACACGCUGUUAAUAUGAAUUCUUUCAGUGAGAAAUGCUACUACAAGUUUCAGGGUAUGGUAAUUUUGAAAUGUUUUUGGGUUUUAGAUUAAAAUAGGAAAGUUAGACAAUCUUUUUUACCAAAAAAUUGUUUAAAUAUGAUAACAGAGGUGUAAGCUAUUAAUGAUUGAAAAUUGUGAUAUUGUUACCUAUUUUAUUCUUUGUAAUAUUUUUUUGUCUAUAACAUCGAAUAUUUUAGAGAAAAUCUGUGAAGAACGAUUGCUAAUGGAACAACAGGCCAAAAUGAACACUGUAGACAGUCCAACAGAGAUUACCUACAUGAGUGGGCCUUCCUCACCACAUCAACCUCAUAGGCAAAUCCUCAAUAACUAUCAUUCCGGUCCUUUAGAUGGUAAGUCUAACAUUAAGUUUAGAAAAAAUGUUUUGUAAAUGUAGCUAGCUAUAGCUGUUUUAUAAAAAAGUAACUAUUAGAUUAUUACGCGGUUUAAUUUUUUACAAAAAGUAAAAUUUUUGGGGCAAAAUGAUAUUAUAAUUGGCGAAGCAGAUAUAGACGUUUUUAAUAUAAAUAAUAGCUUUCUGGCAUGCUUUUUUUUAUGAAAAAUCUGAACCCAUCAACAUUUUGCCAUUUUCAGUCCUCCAACAACGCCAAAUCAACUUCUCGGGCACCCAGCCCCCCUCCACCACCUCGCCUCAACCCUCAAAUGAACUCAAAAUUCCAACCCAGCCUCCCGCCCCCUUCAACAUUACCCCUCAACUCGACCCAAGCUCAACGUACCAUCAACACGACCACGGUCGACCUCUCCAAAUGGGAAUUCAGCCCCAUUCCAGCGCGACCGUAUCAUCGCGACUGCGAAACCAACUCGGGUAUCUACGACGUAGUGAAACAGUGAUAUAUUUUGUAUUUUUGAAAAUUGUAACUUUGAAUAUAUCGAACUAA
This is a messenger RNA of Bursaphelenchus okinawaensis, 2987 nucleotides long. The record is from the annotation of a GenBank genome assembly. Lineage: Eukaryota; Metazoa; Nematoda; Chromadorea; Rhabditida; Aphelenchoididae.